AUGUUUCCGCGAGCCAACACCAACGCCAAGGGACAGUGGACCCCGGAGGAGGACGAGCUGCUGCGGAAACUGGUGGAGAAGGACGGAGCCCAGCGGUGGUCCGCCAUUGCGGCGCACCUCAAGGGGCGCGCGGGGAAGCAGUGUCGCGAGCGGUGGCAUAACCACCUCAAGCACGGAAUCAAGAAGGACGCGUGGACGGAGGAGGAGGAGGCGAAGCUGGUGGAGGCGCACAGGAAGCUGGGGAACCGGUGGGCGGAGAUUGCCAAGCUGCUGCCGGGGCGCACAGACAACAGCGUGAAGAACCACUGGAACUCAACUAUUCGUCGAAAGGAGGAGUCAUCUCGCAGCAAGGCAGUGCAGCGCCCCACGCUGCUCCUGAGGUACAUCCAAUCGCUCAAGACCCAGGGGGGGCUGGGAGGCGCAGCAGGCAGCACUGGCGGGGUGGGAGGCAUGGGGGGAGGCGGAGGUCUGGGAGGAUUCGGGGGGAGCAGCUUCUCCGGGGGAGGCCCUGGCGGGUUCAGCACGGGGAUGGGCAUGAGGGGAGGCAUGGGGGGAGGCAUGGGGGGAGGCAUGGGCGGAAGCAUGGGCAGAGGCAUGGGGGGACCCAUGGGCAUGGACAUGGGAAUGAGUAUGGGCAUGGGCAUGGGCGCAGGAGCAGGGGGAGGGGGAGGGAUGGGGUUGAGCCUGGGGGAGCUGAUGCAGGGGCUCGUGAAGGGGGAACCCGCGUCCCCCUCCGCCUCUGCAGGCCUGGGCGGGUUGGCUCUCCGCGUGGGUCAGGGGGGACCCUUCAGAAGGGAAGGAGGGCCCUUCAGAACCGCCGUUCCCCGCUCUGUCUCCCAGCCAAUCAGCCAUGCAGCGUCAGCAGGUGGAGGGGGAGGAGUGGGAGCAGGAGCAGCAGGAGGAGCAGUGUUUCCCCCUGGGUCGUUUAGUUCAGUGCAAAGGGCAGCAGGGGCAGGCAGAGCAGGGGGGGCAGCAGCAGGAGCGGGAGGAGCAGGGGGGGCAGCAGCGGCUUUCCCACGCAACCCCUCGUGGCCUCCCGCAGGAAGCUCUGUUUCCGACGGGGGGAGUUCCGGAGGGGAGGGAGACGGGCACGAGCAGCAAGCAGGGAUGCGGCAGUCAGGGGGUGGUGGCUUCACAACCGGAGCAGCACCAGGGGGUAUGGGGCCAGUGGGAAUGGGGGCAGGGGGGUUGGGGGGGAGAGAAAUGGGGCCAGGGGGGAUGGGCGCGGCUGGAUUCAUGCGCUCGUCCUCUCUCUCCGGGGCUGAGUCCCGCGCGCGCCAGCACAGCCGUGGAUCGUUUCUCGGCGCGCGAUCCGGGCCGUUGGAUGCGGCCCGGGGCGGCGAUCGACGGUCAGAGUUGGACCGGGCAGCAGCAGAGUUCCAGAAGGAGAUCGCCAGGGCGUUGCUGGCGCCUGGCUCCCCGUCCGGUCACUCCUUCUUUUCCCGCUCGCGCUUUGCUAAAAGUUCGUCCGUGCCGGGGAGAGUUUCUGCCUCUGGGUCGGAGGAUGGGGGCCGGGGGGGAUGGGGCCGGGUUGGAGGGGAUAUGGGCGCAGCUGGGGGAGCAAGGGGAGCAGGGGGAGCGGGGAGAGCAGGGGGAGCAGGGGGGGCAGCAGGGGGAACAGCAGGGGGGGCGGGAGCAGGUGGGGCAGCAGCAGGAUCUGAGCUGCUGGCGCUGCUGCAGCUGGUUCUCGAUCCCUCCCUUGCUGCUACCGUUGCUGCUGCUGCUGGCCCCGUGGGGGGUGAAGGCAGCGGAGGUGGGGCAAGGGGAGGAGGAGGAGCAGGAGGGGGAGGAGGGGGAGGAGGAGGAGGAGGAGGAGGAGGGGGAAGUAUGUCUGCGUUGGAUCAGGUGGCGAGUGUGCUGACUGCCGACCAGCUCGCCCUGCUGCUCAAGGUCCUUCAAGGAGACGUUCAAAGCCCUGGCAGCGCACAAUCGAUGCAGCAGCAAGUGCAGCAGCAGCACCAACAGCAGCAACACCAGCAGCAGCAGCAGCAACACCAGCAGCAGCAGCACCAGCACCAGCACCAGCACCAGCAGCAGCAGCAGCAGCAGCAGCAGCAGCAGCAGCAGCAGCAGCAGCAGCAGCAGCAGCAGCAGCAGCAGCAGCAGCAGCAGCAGCAGCAGCAGCAGCAGCAGCAGCAGCAGCAGCACCAACAGCAGCAACACCAACAGCAGCAACAGCAACAGCUACAGCAGAUGCAGCAAGCACUGGACCUACAACUUCAAAUCCUCAACAUGCAAUCGCAAGCCAUGCAAUCCCAGCCAAUGGACGCAUCCACUCAUACUGCCGACCCUAACACCGCUUCUGCUUCUUUCAACACCAAUACCAACGCCUCUGCUGUUGCUGCUUCUGCUGCUGCUGCUCCUUCUUUCAACACAGGCGCCACUGCUGCGUCCGCUGCUGCUAAUAACGCGGAUGCCUCUGCUGCAGCAGCUGCCUUUGCCCUGGACGGCAAACUACCGGACCUCUCAAUCGACCCGGGGCCAUUGGACUGGGCAGAUGGAGACGGGAUAGACGUGUUUGCACUGGAGGAAGGCGAGGAGCAGGCGCUCGUGCUGGCAAGCACUGCUGCAGCUGCUGGGGCUGCUGGGGUUGCAGGAGUAGGUGGUUUGGUAGCAAUGGUUGAGGCUCAGGGGUUGCAGCAGCCAGAGGGGUUUUCAGCCCCCGCUGCAGCAGCGCAAGGCACAGCAGCAGGGGUCUUCACAGGAACAGGGACUCCUUCAGGAAUCAAUGCUCUUAGCAUGACUGCUACCGCUGCUCCUACCACUUCCAUGUCUCCCACUGCUUCUCCUGCUUCCACUGCUCCUUCUGCCCACCCCACUGGCACCGGCUUUUCUUUCCAUACUGUCAGCCCCAAAGCUAGCCCAACAUCUGCCCCCACCGCUGCCCCAACAGCUGCCCCUGCAGCUGCUUUCGCAGCUUCCCCUGGCCUCUCCCUCCUCGCCCCAUUCCCCUCCCCGUCCGCCCCUUGGGGAACGGGCUGGGACCACGCCCCUUCUCCCGGCAAAUCCAAGCCGUUGAUCGAGGAGCUCCGGUUCCGUCCACGGCUGGGAUUCUCCGAGGAGAUCGGCGCAGGGCGAUUCAGAGAAGCACAUCAAGACGAAGGGGGGGACGGAGAUGAGGAGCUAGAAAGCCCCAGCUCCCCCUCCUGGUUCCCGGACCUGCGCCGAACCUGCAGCGACAACCCCCGGUCCGCAUUCCCAGCCUCAGGAGCCUCGUCCCCGGACCACCACGGAACCCGGGGGGAACGCCUGUUUAUACCCCAGAAAAGCGGGCUGGGCGGGGGAAAAAGCGCCGCUGCGUCUCUCACCCUCCCGCCUCUCAUGUCCAAGAAACGAUCUAUCUCCAGUGUGGGCCCCACCAGCCCCCGCGCCCAGUCUCGCUCCCUCCGGCCCUCCCUCCGUCGCAGCGUGGCAGGCCCGUUACCAGACGCGCCGGUUACGAUCAUUGAUGGUACGAUCCAGCUCGUGGGAGGGCUGAGCCUCAACUCCAGUAAAGCAGACGGGAGAAGUGGCGGCAGGGGGGACGGGAAAGCGGAUUCCCCGCCGCCUCCCUCGCCCCUGCCGCCUCCCCGGCCACCCCGGCCACAGGCCUUUCUAGGGGGAGGCAGUGAGAAAGGGGGAGGGGGAGGGGAGCAGCAGCAGUUGGCAGCAGCAGGAGGGGGAGCAGGAGGAGCAGGAGGGGGAGGAGCAGGGCUGUGGGGCAGUUUCAGCAGCAAGCAGAGCCGGGCUAUGCUGCAGGCGAACCAGCUGAACCUGUCCCCCCGGUCAGGGGGGCCUGGGGGAGGUGGGACCCUUUCGUUUGGACAGGAUGGUGGAUUCGAGGGGGAGGUAGACCUGGUGAAGGCUGGCGGCUGGGGGAAUGCGGGAGGGGGAGGGGGAGCAGGUGGGGUGGGCGGGGCGGGUGGGGCAAGUGGGGUAGAAAUGGGUGGAGAAGAGGGGGAGCAGGGCGUAUCUGGGCAGGCUGUACCUGCGUGCCAACCAUUCAGGAUGAACCUGGCGAAUUCCAGGUUCAACCGCAGUCGCAGCAUGCCGAUGGAGCGACCGCCGCCCAGGACUGGUAGCAGUGGGGUGGGGACCGGUGGGCAUGGCGUCGGCAGGAGUAGUGGCUUGGGUGGGGGCGGUGGUGCUGGUGGUGGGGCUGGUUUUGGUGCUGGUGGUGCUAGUGCUGGUGGUGCUGGUGCUGGUGGUGCUAGUGCUGGUGGUGGGUUUGGUGGCCAUGCAGGGGGGAUGGUGGCUAGUCGGUUUGCUUUCCAGGGCAAUGCUGGCCCGUCCGGCAGUGGUAGCAGUGUGGGUGCUGCUACUGCCGCUGGUGCCACUGAUGCUGCCCUGCGUGCUGGUACGGACGCUUCUAUGGGUGGGGGCACGGGAGAUGGCAUUGCAGCAGCAGCAGGAGGAGCAGCAGGAGCAGCAGGGGCAGCAGCGGGGGCAGCAGGCAGCGGGUCAGGGGCAGGGGAGCUGCUCGAUUCCAAUGUGGCGGAUCUGGUGGCCGCAUGGCUGUCAGAAGAGAGUCCCAACACUGUGGACGGGGGUGGUGCGGUAGGCGCACAACAAGGGAGUGUGGGAGGAGCGCAGGGAAUGGGAGGGGUGGUGGGUGGGGGUGCGAUUGGGAGCGAGCUGGUGCAAGGGGGGGAGAAUUCACGGCCGAGUUUGGCGCAGCUGCAGCAAGCGAUCGGGGAGCAGCUCAAGAAAGAAAGCGUAGACACCUUCACUCAAGGAGCCAUGAGUGCUGCUGACAUCCUAACUCGAGUUGAUGUUAUCAGACGGCGUUAUGAGCCGUACACGAAGGAUACUGUUACGAAGGAAGACGCGACGGACAGCUUUAUGACUCUGUAUGCAGCAGUUACAGUGGAGGUGGAGGAAGUGAUUGAGAAAUCAAGUGCAGCUGUUAUUGAGAGGAAUCUGGCCAAGGUUGCGGUGCUAAAUGCCGAGAUCAGGCGAGCUAAAGACAUUUUGCAGAAGGAAAUUCAACGGCUCGAGAAACUCGCGUAUCGGAAGGUCAAAGGAGUUUCGCCUGACGAGGCUGCGAAGAGGCCAGACAUGGUCAGAACGCUCUUGGAAAAGGUUCAAGCGAUCCCUGAUGGCAUUGCGAGAGGAGGUGGGAGGACCGUCGCAUCGACACGGGGUGUUUCAGACGUCCAGAUUGACGCUCUCGAAAUGGGCGACUCUGGACCAACAGGGGAUCACUUCAUCUCAACGGCUGAAUCCAGGGCAUUCAGAAGUGAAUAUACUCGCCGAGUCCAGAAGCAGGAUGUCGAGCUGGAGUACAUCUCUAGCGGUCUUGAGAAACUGAGGCAUCUUGCCCAAGACAUGAAUGAGGAAAUGGAUCGUCAAGAUCCAAUGCUGGAAGCAGUAGAGAACAAGGUCAACUCGACAACUCAAACGCUGCGGAACAAUAAUAAGAGGUUGAAGGAGAUUCUGACCGAGGUUCGGUCACCACGGAAGUUCUGCAUUGACCUUAUACUUAUCCUUGUGCUUCUUGGAAUUGGAGCAUACCUAUAUAGUGCUCUCAAGUGA
This is a messenger RNA of Closterium sp. Naga37s-1, 5514 nucleotides long. The record is from the annotation of a GenBank genome assembly. Lineage: Eukaryota; Viridiplantae; Streptophyta; Zygnematophyceae; Desmidiales; Closteriaceae.